Messenger RNA from Stegostoma tigrinum, 1274 nucleotides. It is a transcript of the gene chac1, whose product is annotated as ChaC, cation transport regulator homolog 1 (E. coli). Gene Ontology annotation, molecular function: gamma-glutamylcyclotransferase activity; glutathione specific gamma-glutamylcyclotransferase activity. Gene Ontology annotation, biological process: glutathione catabolic process. Gene Ontology annotation, cellular component: cytoplasm. The record is from RefSeq and is a predicted model, not a curated record. The transcript has 3 exons. The coding region runs from base 244 to 903 and encodes 219 amino acids. Lineage: Eukaryota; Metazoa; Chordata; Chondrichthyes; Orectolobiformes; Stegostomatidae.
CGGGGACGGGGACGGGGAGCGUGAGAGAUACUUACAGAAAAGCACACCUGCAUACAUUCAAAGGACAGAGAGAGAAAACAGGCAGGGAGAGGGACAAGAAGAGAGAGACAGGGAGAGUGGGAGUGUUAGAGAGACACAGUGUUUAGGAGAGAGGUAGAGUGUGUACAGAGAGACAGACAGACAGGGAGGGGAGUGAGAGAGAAGGACAAGGAGUGAGAGACAGACCGGCAGAGGCAAGGAGUGAUGCCUCCCCAGGUCAGUGAAGAUGCGGAGCCGUCUGAGGGGGCUUCGCUCCCCCCGGAUCACCGGAGCCUCCGGGGACAGCCUGUGUGGAUCUUCGGGUACGGCUCUCUCAUCUGGAAACCGGGAUUUCAGUUCACCCGCAGGAGGGUUGGCUUUAUCCGGGGAUACAGCAGGAGGUUCUGGCAGGGAGACUCCUAUCAUCGCGGGAACCAACAGGAACCUGGCCGGGUUGUCACUUUGCUGGAAGAUGCUAAUGCUGACACAUGGGGAGUGGCUUACCAGGUCCAGAAGGACCAGCUCAGACAUUCGCUGGAGUACCUGAACCUCCGGGAGGGCGUGCUGGGCGGAUACGUGCGCAAGACCGUCACCUUCUACUCCCGUGGGUCAACGGCCCGUGGCCGCAGCACCCUGGCACUGGUUUACAUCGCCACCCCCCGGAACCCGCUCUACCUGGGCCCUGCCGAGGCUGAGGACAUCGCAGGGCAGAUCGUCCGCUCUCGCGGCCACUCGGGCCACAACCUGGAGUACCUGCUCAGACUGGCACACUUCAUGCGCUCGGCCUGCCCAGGGGUGGAGGACGAGCACUUGUUCUCCAUCGAAGCGGCUAGCCUGGCCCUCGAGCCGAGCGGCGAGCGUCGGGCGGCGCCCGGGUGUGCCUGAACAGCCCGGGGUGACGGAGCCCGACGGCCGAGGACUGCGCCGGCCGUACCGCUCAUCCAGCGCCGCUUCGGAGCGCCAGCUCGAUGUGGUGCAAAGUACGAACCCCUUCCGGCACCUCGCCAUCAGCUGUAGCUGUGCGUGUGGGGAGAUGGGAUUUUUAGACGAACAUUGUAACUCUGUUGGAGUGCGGGGCUGGUGUGUUGAGGUGGGUGUGUGGGGAUGGCGCUCUAGUCUGCGUUCAGUCUUCUUAUCACCAACUGUAUCACUGUUAUCAACAACUAUGUUUGCUAUUUUUUAACUUAUUAUUUACAAUCAAUAAAUGCUGUUUGCUGAGUCUUUUAAAUGUGGUUACUCAGCACAGGGAUGGAGAA